Molecule: messenger RNA, 970 nt
Organism: Oryza brachyantha (malo sina)
Lineage: Eukaryota; Viridiplantae; Streptophyta; Magnoliopsida; Poales; Poaceae
Product: RING-H2 finger protein ATL66
Exons: 1
Coding region: 3-578 (191 amino acids)
Source: RefSeq, a predicted model, not a curated record
CAAUGGCGGCAGCGCAGGACGCGUCGCCUCAGCCCCAGGCGCUGCCGGCGAUGCGGUGGCGAUACGGCGACGUCGACGACGGCAACUUCGCGGUGCGCGGCCGCGCGGUGCCGCUCCUCGUGGCGCUCGCCUUGGUCUUCCUCUGCUUCUUCGCCUUCGGCCUCUACGUCCGCUGGGCGUGCCACCGCUACGGCGGCCGUGGCACGGCGCCGAUGCCGCGCACCACCAGCUCCAACCCGUCCUCGUCGUCGCACGCUGCGCCGCCCGCGGCAGAUCAUUCGUCGGCCUCCUCGGUGACGACCGGCCUCGACGCUGCCACGAUAGCGAGCCUGCCCGUGACGCUGUACCGGCCCGUUGCGUCGGCUGGUGAUGGGAACGCGCAGUGCUCGAUAUGUCUCGGCGAGUUCGAGGAGGGGGAGAAGGUGAGGUCGCUCCCGCCGUGCGGGCACGGCUUCCACCCGGGGUGCGUGGACGCGUGGCUCCUCUCGCGGCCGAGCUGCCCGCUGUGCCGGAGUUGGCUUUUCCCGGCCGCCGCAGCCACCACCAAACCAGACGCUGUCGGGAGUGAUGCCGUCUGACAAUACUCGUGCGCCGUUACGUUGCAUUGCACCUGUCUGUGCCUGCGCCGGAGGAUGAUGACGCGGUGGGGGAAGUGAUUAAUUGUUCUAAUAGUUACUUAGUUACUGAUCUGUACAUCGGUUAGUUUUUUAUCACAUGGUUUCGUUUACAUGCAACCUUUCCUGAUAUUUGGCAGUUCCUGUGUUGAAUUUGCGAGAGACGACGAGAAGGCGUUCUCUGUUUUAGAUCGCUGCCAAGAGACAAGUGAUGCACUUUAGCUUUUAGCUACUCGGAUGUCGGUAUUUUGGGCAAUUUCACUAUUCUUAACAAGGUACCUUAAGGUACUGACGUACAGUAUUUCUUCUAUCAAAAUUUUACACUCAUUUUGGUAACCAAAAGUAUCAAGGACCAC